AUGCAGCUGGAGUUUUUUGCGGAGGAUGAUAUCGUGAAGAUAGUGCCCAAUUUUUCGCUGCCAACCUUCAGUCAUAGCAGUAUCAGGUGCAUCGGGGGCGCAUUCGGGCCGUUCAAGCCAAACAUUCCAGUUGAGGUGCCUAUCUGGCUUGCCGUGGCUCUUCAGAAGCGCAAUAAUUGCAGAAUCCUGCAGCCAGACUGGCUGAAUACUGAAACACUGCAAGAAGCACUGGAUCAGGAGAAGAAUACAGCUGCUGUGUUCCAUAGACUUCCUUUCCAUUACCUUGAGAUCUCAAGGAUAUUGUUUCUGCAUGCCAAGGAAGCAUUUGGCUCUAAUCUACUGAAGGUCAAGGAGCUUGUAGGUGACAUCUGCAAAGUCCGCUUGUCAAAGAUCAAUGCUGGUUUGCAAGUCUUGCAAGGGCCUAUGACAGUGAAGCUGAACAAUCUGUCAGCAGCAGAAUGCAAUGUCAUCCGUCCAUUUUUUCAAGGGGCGCUUGACAGAUUCCAUCUGCUCGCAGCGGUAUGA
Molecule: messenger RNA, 525 nt
Organism: Coccomyxa subellipsoidea C-169
Lineage: Eukaryota; Viridiplantae; Chlorophyta; Trebouxiophyceae; Coccomyxaceae
Product: GINS complex, Psf2 component
Exons: 4
Coding region: 1-525 (174 amino acids)
Biological process (GO): DNA replication; double-strand break repair via break-induced replication
Cellular component (GO): nucleus; GINS complex
Source: RefSeq, a predicted model, not a curated record